AUAAGUAGAUUAUGACAGUGAUAUAUAUUAUAUUCGAGAUUAUUAAAAAGUGUACAACUAAAAUUAACAUAAUUUUGCGACUUUUUCCGCAAUUAUAAUUAUAUUUUAUUCUCACCAGGAAGUGUCGUUUCACUAUUACACCAAGGAUAUAAAUUUGUUACAUCACGCGGUAAGUGUUAUUCAAUUGGAAGAUCAUUCCUGUUACAUUCUAUCGGAUGUCACGGGAGGGAACUGGAUUGUCUCGCAGCGGCAGUGGCAGUGUGCCACGCGAUUACGGAGCGACAAGUAGCAGUGCAGUUACCAAUAUGCCAACCACAGCGGACGCCAGUAACUUCGGGGGGUUUAGCCCUACUGAGUUCAUUUCGCUCAGUGAAUCCAUUGCGGCAAAUACGAUCUUUGUGAAGCAAAGUUGGCAGUUUCUGGAGAAAGCUAACAGGACCGUUGGUACACAGAAGGAUAACCAAACGCUACGGGAUAAAGUUCACGAUAUUCAAACUGGAACGAAUCUAAGGAUAUCAACCACCAGCAAAGAUUUACAGCGACUGACACUAGUCGUACGCAGAGGAGACAAGCAACAGAAGCUGCAGGUCGAGAAGUUGACUUCAGAUUUCACUCAUGUGGUGCAAAUGUACUACAAAAGUCAGCAAGUCAUUGCCGCAAAGAUGAAACAAGUUUUGCUGGUUAAUGCUUCACAGCAGGAUGAUAUGAAUGCAUCCGGCUUUGCCGAUGGCCAGGAUCAACUUCUUCAGCGACAGCAGCAACAAGUACAGCAAAGCCUCCAAUUCGAGCAAGACAUGAUGUUGGAGCGAGAGACGCGAUUCCGUCAGAUAGAAGCGGAUGUGCUCGACGUUAAUAAGAUCAUGAGAGAAUUGAGCAGUCUCACUAAUAUGCAGCGGGAAAUUGUCGACACCAUCGAGAAUACUAUUGAACAUACGGUAAUGAAUGUUGAUUCUGGCACAACAGAGCUAGCUAAAGCAGCCGAAUAUCAAAAUAAAUAUCGUCGUAAAGUCAUCUAUCUCCUAAUACUGGCUGUGAUACUGGGAUUGGUUGUUACGGGCAUAAUUGUUUCCAGGCUCAAAAGUUAAGCCUCGUACGAUUUCUAAAAAUAAUGAUUGGUCUACUGUUUUAUAUUAUGUCAAUAACCCCAGUACUUGUUUCUGUUUAUAUCAACGUGCAGUAUGUAUAAAAGUUAUUUUAUAAAUUUUGUAAGCCUCGAAUUUAACCAACUUAGAAUAAGAAUUAUAUCCAACCAGAAAUCAAAUUUAAUUUCCCAAAACGCAAAAAAUACAAAUAGAAUCCAACGUAGACACUAGAUCUUGAUCAUUUUCUUUCUAAAGCCAUUAGGUUUGUUGAUAUGCUCUAAGCAGAUGUUUCUGCUACUUAAAAAACACUUAUUUUUGGAUCGAAGUCUUUUCAGACGUGCCAAAAAA
Malaya genurostris is the source of this 1430-nucleotide messenger RNA. It is a transcript of the gene Syx13, whose product is annotated as syntaxin-12. Gene Ontology annotation, cellular component: endomembrane system; membrane; SNARE complex. Lineage: Eukaryota; Metazoa; Arthropoda; Insecta; Diptera; Culicidae. The transcript has 5 exons. Gene Ontology annotation, molecular function: SNARE binding; SNAP receptor activity. The record is from RefSeq and is a predicted model, not a curated record. Bases 216 to 1085 code for a protein of 289 amino acids. Gene Ontology annotation, biological process: vesicle-mediated transport; intracellular protein transport; vesicle fusion.